Messenger RNA from Pseudomyrmex gracilis, 416 nucleotides. Its product is annotated as ejaculatory bulb-specific protein 3-like. The transcript is spliced from 2 exons. The coding region runs from base 22 to 402 and encodes 126 amino acids. The record is from RefSeq and is a predicted model, not a curated record. NCBI's taxonomy places the organism in Eukaryota, Metazoa, Arthropoda, Insecta, Hymenoptera, Formicidae.
GGAGAGAAAAAUCAUCGAGAAAUGAAUCUGUCUAUGGUUGUACUGCUGUUCGUGUUCUCUGGAUUCGUUUCAGGAACAGAAGAAGAAUUUUAUUCGGAUACAUAUGAUAAUGUGGAUAUAGACGCAAUUCUCGGCAACGAACGUCUCGUGAAACAAUAUAUGAAUUGCAUUCUUGACAAAGGCUCUUGCACUGCCGAUGGACGCAGUCUGAGACGUAUACUCCCAGAUGCAUUAGCAACAACUUGCAAAAAAUGCAAUCAGAGACAGAGAGAGAUCGCGAGAAAAAUAGGAAAUUAUUUGAAAACUAAUCGACCGGAAGAGUGGGCGGAGUUUGUCAGAAAGUUCGAUCCUAACAAUCAGUAUAUUGUACCUUUUGAUCGAUUUCUGGCAAAAGUAGAAUAAUGAUUCUUGUAUUG